This is a messenger RNA of Medicago truncatula (barrel medic), 1572 nucleotides long. RefSeq lists its product as uncharacterized. Lineage: Eukaryota; Viridiplantae; Streptophyta; Magnoliopsida; Fabales; Fabaceae. The transcript has 9 exons. The coding region runs from base 642 to 1340 and encodes 232 amino acids. The record is from RefSeq and is a predicted model, not a curated record.
AGACAUCAUUGGUGUCUUGACUAGUGUUGGAAGUGAGAGGGAACUUGAGAGGAAUGGAAACAUGACAAAGCUCAAUGUCAUUGAACUUGAGGCUGGAGGGUUCAAGAUUCAAUGUACUUUUUUUGGAAGUUAUGUAGAUGAUCUCAACAGCUUUAUAGCAAGUGGAGAUAUCCAAAAUGCUAUGGUGAUCAUCCAACUUGCUAAAGCAAAAAGCUUCCAAGGUUAUGACUAUUCAUAACUUGCUCCCCUCUUAUAUUGUGUCCUUUCUUUACUUUAUGAAAAGUCUACUUAAUUAAUUCCUAUAUAUUCCUUUAGAUAAAUUACAUAUUCAGACAUGUAUUGGUUGCACCAAAGUUAUUUUCAAGCCUACAUGUGAUGCUGCUGUUAGCAUGAGGAAUAGGCUGAGUGAGACUGUUGAUACCCCAUCCCCACUUGGUUUAACCCAGCUGCAACCAGAAGCAAAACUUGACCCUAGAGAAGAGUUUUUGUAUGGAACACCAAGGAACACUAUGCAGGGGCUCAAAGAUGCUACCACAAAUGAAGUUUAUGUUGUGCUUGGAACCAUUAAGAGAAUAGUUAAUAGGGAAAUUUUUUGAUAUACUGCAUGUGUAUGCUCUAAGGGUGUCAUACGUGAUUCUCAAAUGUUCUAUUGUGAGAAGUGUGAUAGGCAUGUGAAGAAAGUAUUCUCUAGGUACUGUUUGAGGGUGAGAGCAAUUGAUCAUACAGAUUGUGCUACCUUAGUAAUUUUUGACAAAGAAGCAACUACACUUUUUAACAAGAGCUGUGUUGACAUGCUAGCUGAACAUGGAGUGGCUAUUUCUAAGGGUCAUCUACCACCUGAAAUUGUUGGAAUCAUUGGCAAAACUUUCCUCUUCAAGGUAGAGACCAAAGUUGGUCAAAGCCCCAGAUUUGAGCAAUCAUUCAGGGUGACGAAGAUUUGCCACGUGCUGGAUGUUAUCAAUGAGUUCAAGAAGAAAUGGGGUGAAGAAGAAGCUGCCUUCUUCAAAAACGCAAUGGAAGCAUCUUCUUUAAGUGUUUUGUUGAACAAGGGGAAAGCUCCCAUGAUUGCUGGCUCUUCUGAUGUGUUGAAUCAAGAUGAUUUUUCAUUGACUGAACCUGUUGAGAAGUGUAAGGAAAUGUUGUUGGGGGAGGGUUCUGGCGUUGUCACACAGGAUCUUCUGCCUAAGUUUGCAGUUGCAGAUUGUGAGUCUGAUGUGGUUGAGAUAAGUCAGAAAGGUUAUGCUGCAUCUAGCAAGAGGGGAUCUCCCACUAUGGAUGAUGAUGAGAUGAACAUGCCUCUCAAGAUGUUGAGGAAAACUGUCAAGAUUGAAAAGCCUUAAAAUGCACCUACUGAGAUUCUAUUUAAUUAUGUCUUAAAUUGAUGAACUUAUUUACCAUUAUCACUGUCAGUCUCAUAUGAGCUCAAUUUGUAUAAUUUGUUUUGAGAACUGUAAUAUUUUGCUGCUAAGUUUAUGACUGAUUUGUUGUUUAUCAGUUUAUUUUGCUACCUUAUCAGGUCUGUAAUAUGUUGAUCUCAGCACAUUAUUAAGUAAUCUAAUUUCAUUAUGUUAA